Molecule: messenger RNA, 456 nt
Organism: Symbiodinium sp. CCMP2456
Lineage: Eukaryota; Dinophyceae; Suessiales; Symbiodiniaceae
Source: the annotation of a GenBank genome assembly
AUGCCCAAGUACGAAAGCUUUCGGAGAUACUGUGAAGAAAAGCAGCUAUGGUCCGAGUACCGUUUCAAGUCCCACGUCUUCUUGCCCUGGCUUCAUAAUCUGCUGGUGAAGAACGAACGACUCCAGGAGAUGUCAAGGGAGCUCCUGUGCACAGAUCACACCGUCAUAUGGUCCACCGACUGGUGUGUGAAGCCGCGGUCCUCGCCGCAGCACUUUACCUGGCACCAGGACUCCACGUACAGCAAGUUCGGCCUUAACGGCUGUACUCUCUGGCUGGCUUUCUCCCAUGUAAAGGCAUCCAGUGGCCCCAUCUUGUAUCGGAGGUUUUCCCAGAGAAUGGGUCAGCUGAAGCACGUGGAGGAUGCCAGUGACUCCUCGAACUUGUUGGCUUUUGGCCAGUACAUACCAGAAGACGAACCCACGCCGCUGAUCCUAGGCUGCCUUGAUGAAAUGUAG